AUGACAUUCGCAAUUUCCAGCCUCAACACCAAGCUACUUGCCCUCCUGCACAACAACAACAACAACAACAACAACAACAACAACAACAACAACAACAACAACAACAACAACAACAACAACAACAACAACAACAACAACAACAACAACAAGAACAACAACAACAACAACAACAACAACAACAACAACAACAACAACAACAACAACAACAACAACAACAACAACAACAACAACAACAACAACAACAACAACAACAACAACAACAACAACAACAACAACACUAGCAGAUUCAAGCAUCUCAAGCAGGAGCCACCAGGAAAAUGA
Messenger RNA from Closterium sp. Yama58-4, 321 nucleotides. The record is from the annotation of a GenBank genome assembly. Lineage: Eukaryota; Viridiplantae; Streptophyta; Zygnematophyceae; Desmidiales; Closteriaceae.